AGGGGCGUCGGGGCGUUGUCGUCUGCUGCCGCCGCGCUGCCCGUUGCCGCAUGCGAGACGCUGCUCUUGUUCCACGCUUGCGGCUCUCUGCUGGCUUCUCUCGGCAGAGCGUUUUUGUCUGCCGAGAGCAGCUCGCUCCGGCUCAGCGCCGCUUCGUCUCUUCUCUCUGCACGCGAGGGAAGCCAGGCCACCGGUGGGCCGAUCUUUCUUUGCUCGCGCUGUGGAAGGCCAAGUCAGCAGCGCGCUGGCCCAGCGCAGCGGCGGCAAACGUCGUCGCGUGGCAGAGCGCGGGUGUGCGUUCGCGUGACCGUGUUCUUCGGUCGUGCUCGCGCUGACUGCUGUCGCCCGGCGAUCGUAGCUGCUGGACCACAGAGCAGGAACCACCGGAGGUUGUCCGCUGCUAGCGAGGACGCGGCGGUUUCAAAGGAACGUCGCCAGGCUCUCCGUGUUGAGUGCGUGCGUGUGGCGAGGCGGGAGUUUUAUCGUCGCAUCGACCAUGCUGGCGCUGGAAGCGAUGUCGACCGUCCGACAGCUGAACGCCUUGGCAGCGCCUGUGGCUACGCGAAUGGCGGGAGUACCAAGGUUUCGUCCGUUCGCCUACAAAUGCCGCCGCUGCAUGGCGUCCCAGCCUCGCCGUCCGUCGGUGGCCGUCGCCCUGUCGUGCACCUCGCGCAGCCGUUGGCCGUGGCAGCUGCAGCGAGCGCAGCAACCGUCGGCGGCCGCAGCGGCGACUCGGUGGCGAGGCGGCGGCGACUGCCUGUCGGCCGUACCCUGCCGCUGGGCGCACACCACGAGCUCGCUGCGGGACGACGACGACGCGGCCGGGGCCGUUGGGACGGCGCUGCAGGACAAGUGGCCCUACCGCGACCGCAACAUCACCGUCACCACCUGCGCCGACCUGUACAAGUCGUGGCGGGGCACUCGUCGCGGCUACUCCAGCGCGCCCACCAACGGUCUUCCGGUUCCGGUCUCCUACGUGCACACGGGCCUGGACCGCUCGGAGCGCGCCGGGCCGACGCCGGCCGCCCAGACCGCAGGCAGGCCCAGCCGUAGGCCCGUCGUCGUCAUCCUGACCGGCGCGCCAGGGAGCUACAGGGACUUCGUGCACCUGAUCCCCUUCCUGGACCGGCAGGGCGUCGACGUCGUUGCGCCGGCGUGGCCAGACCUGGCCUUCAGCCGCCAGUCCGGGUGCUGGUGGCAUUCGAGCGCGGAGAAGACCGACCUCGCCCUCGAUUUCCUCAGGGCCGUCGGUGUCACGGAGUGCGACAUGUUGGUCGCUCACAGCAGCGGCGCCUACCCGGCCAUGCGGCUCAUCUGCAGGGAGGACGGCCUCAAGGUCAAGAGCUUGACACUCCUCGCACCGGCAGGCUACAGCCAGAUCAAUGUGAUGCGGCCGGACUGGUUCACCUUGCUGCUGAGCCGCCUGUACCAGCAGCCGUUGACCCAGCGCUUGGUGAACGCCAUGGCCCUCGCCUUCCUGGUGGCCACGCGCCAUCCGCUGCGCCGGGACGUCGACAACGUGCUGCUUGCCAUGAAGGCCAUGUUGUAUGCCGACAAGGCGCAGUUCAAGAAGGACGCCGAAGAGGUGGCGGCCCGCAAGCUUCCAGUUCUGGUGGCCAUCAGCGACAACGACAAGCUGAUCGACCUUCCCGUCAGCCUCGAGACGGUCGACAUCCUCGGCGGGUCCCCGGAAAGCACAUGGUACUACGACCAGGAGAAACGGCUCAAAAAGCGCGGAAACGGCAAUGGCCCCGUGAAGACUCUUCGCUUCGAGAAGGGCACGCAUUACCUCUUCACCCGCUGCGCCGACGUCAUCAACCAGGAGAUUCUCGAUUUGCUUAAGAGCACCACCAAGCUAUGACACGUUCGUCGAAAUUUAAAGAGAGCCGAUCUUGCUACUUCGAUCGUCGGAAGACAUUCUGUUCACGUUGCCCGGUGCACCGUCGGUGAUCCACGAGGAUUGUGAUGAUUGACGUUUGCUGACUCUUCUCCGAUGCGUCGCUCGUAUUAUCCUUUUUUUUAUUAUAGUUUUGUUUUUGCGACUUCUCAGUUGGCGGACCCCACGAGAUUCCGAUCAACCGAUGUAGUGCUUAUACAGCGACUACUGGCAGUUGCGCCUAGCUAUAUUUAAUGUAAAACUUCACGCCGACGAGCAAAAUAUAAGCGUUGACGAAAGAAAUAAAUAUUAUUCGUGAACAGAACGAUCAGGCGGCGAUAUUCUCAUGCUGGCCUAUUCUCACGCUGGCGUAUUUACUUGCGGCAAUCAAUUUUUGAGUCAUACUUAAUCGGUGGAAAAAGCAAAAAAGUUAGUUGGCAGUGCCAUUGAACAAAUGCGAGAAGGCAAAAACGAAUAGUUUUACCAUGUUUCGCUUUUUCAAUCCUUUAAAUAAGCGUUAUUACAUGGGACCAUCCAGAUCGCGAGCGAUACACGUUUCACGAAAUGUACUACACGGGCUUACUUAAACGUUUGUUUGUUGCACUGCGCUAGCGGGGUCGUGGCCAUAACGCUGAAGCGCACCGCAGUGCAGUAUAGAGAAGUGUGCGCUGUGAAUACGAGACGUUUCAGUUGUGACGCGAUUCCUUUUUCACGCAUGCGCGGACGUGCAUGCAGCUCUAACGGUUCGUCGUGGCCGAAGCAAUGAUGCGAAGGGCCACGUACUGCAUGUAUACUUGGUGAUCACAACUGCACAGUAUACACGCGGCCAACUGCACUAUUCGCGGCCUCAUCCUCACGCAGGGUUUUUCGCGUCAUCUAGCUGUGUUUCGAAGCAUGUGUGACCACACCUGUGUAUUCACCGCCAGCCUUUCAAACGUUGUUUGCACACCGAAAUGUGUGCGCGACACGCCGCAUUGCACACUUAUCACCGUUUAUAUAGUUUUCCUACCUCUUGUUUCUUAAGAACAGGUCUCCAUUUUGGCACCCGACUGUUUCGAACUUCAGUGCAGCUCUAGUGUCUGUCACGUGUUGCUGCACUGUGUUUGCUACCUCCUCCUAGUAUAGUGUGACGAAAUCUGUGACGUCAAGGCGCGCUGGUCUCGCCAUUGCUGAACAUUUCUCCAGCGUGACAGCAUGCACUUUUCGCUGUGGAAAAACGCACGGACUCCAAACCAGAGUCGGAGGGAAUCAAGUGCUAAGUAUGUUUGCAGUUGAAUAAAGUCUGUAAUAAAUGUGAUUUGUCUGUUUU
Messenger RNA from Dermacentor andersoni, 3185 nucleotides. RefSeq lists its product as uncharacterized. The record is from RefSeq and is a predicted model, not a curated record. NCBI's taxonomy places the organism in Eukaryota, Metazoa, Arthropoda, Arachnida, Ixodida, Ixodidae.